CUUGCUUUACUAUAAAAUGUCUACUCUUAGCUACAAUGACCUAUAUCGGCUUUUCAAGACGCUCGACCAAAAUGGAGACGGUCUUAUUAGCCCCCACGAGCUCCAAUGGCUUCUCGAUACCAUGAAAGUGUCUUCAGGCAUCGAUGAGCUAGAAUGCUUAACUGAGAAAUCCAGUCUUAGUUUUCCUGAGUUUUUGGAGUUCUAUGAUACGAUCACAAAACAAGAAAAAGAAGGGGAGAAUGAAUCGGAAAAUGAUCUUUUCAAGGCGUUUGAAGUGUUUGAUAAGAACCGUGAUGGGUUCAUUUCUGAUGAAGAGCUCGAAGAGGCGUUGUCAAGAUUGGGAUUAUGGGACGAGACGGGUCACAUGGAUGUAAAGAGUAUGAUCAAAGCAUAUGAUGACAAUUGUGAUGGCUUUCUUGAUUUCCAGGAGUUCAAGAAGAUGAUGGCUUAGAAACAUUUCAAUUCACAUAUCAAUUUCAUUAGUUAAAUAUUAUAUAUAUACACAUCAAAUUUAUCAUAUAUAUCUUUACAUUUGA
This is a messenger RNA of Helianthus annuus (common sunflower), 536 nucleotides long. RefSeq names its product probable calcium-binding protein CML44. The transcript has a single exon. Gene Ontology annotation, molecular function: calcium ion binding. Lineage: Eukaryota; Viridiplantae; Streptophyta; Magnoliopsida; Asterales; Asteraceae. The record is from RefSeq and is a predicted model, not a curated record. Bases 17 to 451 code for a protein of 144 amino acids.